AUGUCCGUCUCUGGUGCCCUAGGACUCUCCCAGAUGCGUCCGAUAUUCUCAGGAUACCCUUUCCAAGGCCAGGGCCGCGUGAACCAGCUGGGCGGCGUGUUCAUCAACGGGCGGCCGCUGCCCAACCACAUCCGCCUCAAGAUCGUGGAGAUGGCGGCGGCGGGCGUGCGCCCCUGCGUGAUCUCGCGGCAGCUCCGCGUGUCCCACGGCUGCGUCUCCAAGAUCCUCAACCGGUACCAGGAGACCGGCUCCAUCCGGCCCGGCGUCAUCGGCGGGUCCAAGCCUAAGGUAACCACGCCCGACGUCGAGAAAAAGAUCGACGACUAUAAAAAGGAGAACCCGGGCGUGUUUUCAUGGGAGAUCAGAGACAGGCUGGUGAAGGAGGGCAUCGUGGACAAGGCCUCCGCGCCCUCGGUCAGCUCCAUCAGCAGGAUCCUCCGCGGCGGCAAGAGAGACGACGACCCGAGGAAGGACCACAGCAUCGACGGCAUCCUCGGAGGCUCGAUCUCAGACAGUGAUACGGAGAGCGAGCCGGGGAUCCCCAUUAAGAGGAAGCAGCGCCGCGCCAGGACCACCUUCACCGCCGAGCAGCUGGAGGAGCUCGAACGCGCCUUCGAGAGGACGCAGUACCCCGACGUGUACACGAGGGAGGAGCUCGCGCAGAGGACCAAGCUCACCGAGGCCAGAGUCCAGGUGUGGUUCAGCAACAGGCGCGCCCGGUGGCGGAAGCAGAUGACAGGUCAAGGGAUGGGCGUCACAGCUCUCAAUGCCCUCGCUAUGACGACAACCUACCCCGGCAGCCUUCCGCCCACUCUCCACCCGCCCACCACAGCGCCCGCGCCUAUUACUUCUUCCACUACCACAGCUUCUACCACUAUGGGCGGUUCCUCACAGCAUUACUCCGCUCAUGACCACGCCCAUGCUGCGGCCGCGGCUGCGGCGCACCACGCCCACGGAGACGCCAACGCCUGGUCCCGCGCUGCCCUCAUGAACCAGCAGGUCGCAAGCGGCGGCGGAAGCAGCGGCGCAGGGACAGGGAGCGGCAGCGGUGGCGGCGGAGCAGGAAGCGGCGGAGGCGGUGCUGGCGGAGGAAUGAGCAGCGACGGGAGCCUCCAGAGCAGCGCCCAGGCCAACCUCCAGAGCCAGAUGAUGUCGAUGCUCUCGUCCAACAACAACGGCUCCUCCAUCUUCUCCUCGGGCCCCCACGGCGCCCUCCUGCAGACAGGCGGCGCAGGCACAGGUCCCGCCGGCCUCCUCGGCAGCCACGGCUCGGCCUCUGACUACAGCGCCGCCGCCAACGGCCUGACCUCCGCCACGGGGCACCACGGCGAGGCAACCUGGACGCCCCUGCACGCCAAGGGGGGCGACGCCUGGGGCACGCACCACCACCACCACCACCACGGCCACCACAUCCCCUACGACAACUACAGCACGGUCAUGGGCGGAGGAGAGAUGCUGAUGACGGGGCAGCACUUCCCGAUGGACAGCAUGAAGUCCGCCGCGGCCGCCUUCCACUACCCGACGCAGUACACGGCCGCCGCAGCAGCUGCCAACUUCAACCAACAGCUUCGCCACCACAAGGGAGCACCUCUCCCCCUCUUCUAA
Molecule: messenger RNA, 1605 nt
Organism: Penaeus chinensis
Lineage: Eukaryota; Metazoa; Arthropoda; Malacostraca; Decapoda; Penaeidae
Product: protein gooseberry-neuro-like
Exons: 8
Coding region: 1-1605 (534 amino acids)
Biological process (GO): anatomical structure development; regulation of transcription by RNA polymerase II
Molecular function (GO): DNA-binding transcription factor activity, RNA polymerase II-specific; RNA polymerase II cis-regulatory region sequence-specific DNA binding
Source: RefSeq, a predicted model, not a curated record